UUUGUGAAACACCCCCCUGGUGUAAUAUUUUUCUAUACUGGAUGGAAUAUUAAGCGGUGUAUAAACCAAUUUCCGAUAUUUAAUAGACUUGAAAUGAAGGAAUGUGACAUCCCAACUGAGAUUCACCAGUUCACCAUCCGAAAGCAUAUCACGGGAUAGGCAAGCAUUUAUAUGACUUUGCUAAAUUAUGCCAUUGACUUCCUUUUCUAUUCAACGUCAACGAGAGCUGGUAUAGAUACAUCAAGAACACAAAACGCACUUUGAUCAAUAAUCAUCUCUUUGUUUGAGUCAUUGAAAAUGUUCGCAUAUUGAUCCUAUUUCGAUCGUUGGUCUACAUACUAAAAGCUAGCUAAUUAUAUACAUAAUAUACAGUGAUCCUUUCUCGAAUACGUUUGUGGUAAUGUUUGUGAUGGGUCUGGGGCCAGUUCCAUAUAGCUGAGCUGUAUUAUCAGAUUAUUUUGGUGUAUGAAGCGUGAUGGAUCAGUUCGGUGUCACACAUGGCCAGGGCUGGAUAAGAAGAUGCCAAUCCGCGUUGAGGAGUUCAAAAUACCUGCUGAACAUAUCUGUGCUUCUCUCGAUUGCCUUCAUGGUGUUCGUCUAUUCGAUAAAAGGUAAUUGGCUUCAACGCGGUGUGAGUACGUCUUCGGUAAAUCCCAUUCCCGAGUCCGGCUGGUAUGAGGCUGAGCCUGUCAGUGGAAAUAAUGAUGGGAGAAGAACCGAAGAACAUGGAGGUGUGCAUGAAUACCGUGCCGAACGUACUAUGAACACCAGGACAUUGGUCCAACUCAUGGCUGACCAAAGUGCCAGUCCGACAUUUUCUCUACUGGCCAAUGUUACACAGCAUAGGAAGGGCUUGCCAAAUUAUUACAUUCAUGGGUUGAGAUCUGGAAUGGGAGAGGAUUACGCUAAGUGCAACAUUGCUUUUGUGCACCUUCAUAAAGCAGGUGGGACAACAACUAAGGCGUUAUUUAGGAAAGCGCGUCGAAAAGCAAGAAUGAAUGAAGUUAAAAUGUCCAACCGUGUAACUACCAGCGAAUUUGACCGCUUCCUCCAGAAGGGACGUACACCCAAGCCGACACUCUUCUGGGGAGGUUUCAGCUUUGGCAUAUGUGAUGUAUUGCAUAAGAGGCCCUGCUCAUACAUGACAGUUCUUCGUAAUCCGUAUGACAGGAUCAUUUCGUCGUACUUCUUCUGUUUUACAAAAUACUCAUCACGUCUGUGCGGACCAGUGAGACCCAAAGACGUGUCCAUCACUGCUUGGGCGAUUCAUCAAGGCAGUCACUUCUUCAAUCUAGUUCUUGUGCACCCGGACACUUGUAGGAAUGACUCCAGUUCCGAUGAGUACGUAAAACUCUAUCAGGAUCACACGAAAGAUAUCAUCCAAUACGUGCAUCGGCACGAGGACACGUGUUGGUUUCGACAAAAAGCUCUUCAUAAAGAGGCCUUAACAAAAGAGCAGCGUCGUGCACUUCUACACUAUAUCCUUGAUAAUCUGGAGAACUGGUUCGCGGUAAUAGGAAUGUUGGAGGACUAUCGGGUAUCUCUAGAGCUCUUUGGAGAAGCUUAUCAAAUGAAUUUUACAGCUGAAUAUUCCGUUCCCCUUAACACGGGCGGGGCCAGAGUAAAAGAGGAAGAUACGACAAUAAAACAAAUGAAAAUUGACUUACUUAAUAGUGCAGAGGUAAGAGAAGCGUUGUAUGAAGAUAUUAUGAUUUACGAGAAGGCUCUAGAGAUCAUGAAACUUCAAAAAGAAGAAUAUUCUCGAAUAAAGAAUAUCGGAUGAGAGAUAAAAUAUGAGUAGCCCCCCCCCCCCCAUUAUGUUUAUGUCUUAAAAAGACGAAAUUUAAAAGUAUAAAGUUGUCAGAGGUUCGUUCAUUGAACUUGUAAAUAAUAAAAUAUGUAAAGCGCUUAGAGACGGUAUUCCGUAUAAAGCGCUAUAUAAAUCCUGAUUAUUAUUAUUAUUAUUAUUAUUAUUAAGGUGGAUAUAAACUGAUUAGAGUGGCGUGUAAUGGUAUGUUUUUCAAUAUUCUUUAGUGAUUCAAUUCCAUGCUUAAGUCAUACAUAAACAAUUAAUCUUCAGUACAAUAACCAAGAAACAGUUAGAACAUAAACAAAAUGAUGACAUGUUUAUCUCAGCUCUUCGAUUAAUUAUUUUUCAAUCGAAAUUUGGGUUCGCGCGUAUUAGUGUGUAUCAUAUAAGAUAAUUGCACAUUUGACACUCUGUUGCGUGGUCUGUGGUAUAGUUUGUUCGGGAGGGUCAAUCCAUCACGACAUAAUAGAUGUAUCACAAAACGAGAACUUUAAUAAUAAUAAAUAAUAAUAAUGAACAUUUGUAUAGCGCCUUUUCUACAAGUAGAUACAAAGCGCUUAAAACUUUAUAUCAUGAAGAUUUGUAUGCGAGCAAAUUUACACUCAAUCUAGAACUAAAUAGAAUUCAUUACUCGUUCUGAUUAGUGAACAAGGAAUGAUGAUAUUAAUGAUGAUAUUUAUAUUGAUAUGAAUGAUUAUAUUUACUAUUCAGCACCAAUAUCAACAUAUCGGUAUCGCUAAAAAGCAGUCAGUCCGCCGCAGAGCGUAUGCAAAUUAGGCUUUAGGUUCGAUGCGCAGAAUCCCGUUCCGCACGUACGUAAUCUCGUGGAUUCUCGUUUUGCGAGAUUUUGGCUGACUCGGGAGCAUAGCUAUCGCCGGAUAUUGGCCAAGCCCUGCCGACAGGGGCGCAUAAGCACCACGUGUCAUCAUAUGAAAUGACCAUAGAAGGCACUAUUGUAAUCAUCAAAGAAAAAUUAUUUCGAGCGAACGUUAGUGUUAUUGUUUUGUUUUUUGUUUUUUUGUAAAAUGAAUUUAU
Strongylocentrotus purpuratus (purple sea urchin) is the source of this 2845-nucleotide messenger RNA. RefSeq lists its product as uncharacterized. The record is from RefSeq and is a predicted model, not a curated record. The transcript is spliced from 4 exons. The coding region runs from base 476 to 1783 and encodes 435 amino acids. Lineage: Eukaryota; Metazoa; Echinodermata; Echinoidea; Camarodonta; Strongylocentrotidae.